AUGCCAGCCUGUACUCCGGCUUCGGCGCCCUCGGCUGCUGAGUCAGGCGCUAUGCAGCCGGUAUCGGUCAACAUACCUCCCACGGCCCCCGAUGCUACCGCUGCGACGAAAGCGGUCAAGCCCACCGGACGUAAGCGCAAAGCAGCGGCUGCUCCAACGGGCCAGGAUGACCUAUCGCCGGCUCAGCACGAUACUCCGCCGGUCAAGAAGGUUGGCAAGAAGCGAAAGGCAAAAGAGAUCGGUGCAGGUGUUCCCGAGGCAGAAGAGGAGAAGGGGUCCGAGGAAAAGGGCGAGAAGGGAGCUCCGGCGAAGAAGCGAGUCGAGAAGGCCAAAGCGGCGUUCUGUCGCGAUCUGCCCGACUGGGGAGAGAGGACAGACUGUGUGUUGCUGGACAAGCUACCGGCGGAGGUCUUCGACAAGUGCUUCAGUCCUGAUACAUCUCUUCAGAUGCAAGAUUGGGUGUCCCUCGCAGGGGUCAGCCGCUUCUUUCGUGAUCGACUAGACGAUGAUUUCUUCCACCACAUCUUCCACCUCCAAGGGCGUCAGCCGGUCAUCCCGUGGGCGCAGAGGAACGAGCCUCACACUGUGCCCACACCGUCUAUCACCUUCACUAAGCCGCCCGGACCUCGCGCCGCCUGGACAUACGAGCAGUACACGAAGUACAAGACGGACAAGCGGUCAUUCGCCGUCACUCAGCGCAAAGCCCGAGCUGAACGGGCCGAGUUGGCGGCAACGCAGGCAGCUGAGCUCAGGAAGAAGAACCCGACACGCAAGAUCAAGAGCCAGUACUUCACUGCCGUGGUGGCUGGACUGAAGGAUGGGGAGGUGAUCGGUGCGAAGGCAGCGGGGGAGACUGCUGCUUCCGAAGCAACGCCCUCGGGACAGGAGAAGGAGGAGGGAGAUGAAGCGGUGGGCGUCCCAAUCACCAACGACGAGCGAGGGUGGCAGGUCCCUGACACCGAUGGGGAAGACGAUCUCGAACCGGAAAUUGUAAGGCGGUAUGACGAUAAGGGGAACAGGAUGAGGCUCGAUGGGUGGCCGAGCGAGUGGAGGUUCAAGUGUGCUGAGGAGCUCAAUGAUACUUGGAUCACCCUCACCGAUGCGAAGAAGAACUACAAAGUCACCAAGCCUGAACUGGUGACUCUGAAGCACGGUCUAGCGCCUUACAACAAUCGAUAUCCGAACAGGUUGACGCAACUCUUCCGCGUCCCUGCCGUCAGAGCUCUCGCAUACCGAUCUCACGGCGGCUAUCUUGGCCAUAUCGACCAUAUGCUUGAGAAGGCUCAGAAAGCGAAACAGACCGCGGCCAACAAGAAGGCAAAAUUGUCCGCCGAGACGGCCGUGGCAGCCCCUGAGCCGCAGCAGACCGAAGCACCGGCUACGACGGCUCCAAGGCGGGUACGCCAUGUCGAUGCGGGUUGGGGUUUCCACUAUGGCGGGACUUCGCUCUUCGCCAAUCUCGGUCAGGAUGAUGGUUGCAGCUUCUAG
This is a messenger RNA of Dioszegia hungarica, 1488 nucleotides long. RefSeq lists its product as uncharacterized. The record is from RefSeq and is a predicted model, not a curated record. The transcript is spliced from 9 exons. Lineage: Eukaryota; Fungi; Basidiomycota; Tremellomycetes; Tremellales; Bulleribasidiaceae. The coding region runs from base 1 to 1488 and encodes 495 amino acids.